GGACGCCGGUGUGUCUACCUCCGCUUCGCGCCCCGCCCCCGCCUCCGCCGCGGCCUCCGCCUCCGUCUCCUCUAUCUCCCGCUGUCACUGCCGCCCCUCCCCGGCCCCGCGAGCGGCCGCGGAGCCGCCGCCCAGACCCUGUCGCGCGGGAGGCGGGAUCCGCACGAAAUAAAUCAUAAUGAGUUACGCAGAAAAACCUGAUGAAAUAACCAAAGAUGAAUGGAUGGAAAAGCUCAAUAACUUACAUGUUCAGCGAGCAGACAUGAACCGUCUCAUCAUGAACUACCUCGUCACAGAGGGUUUUAAGGAAGCAGCAGAGAAGUUUCGAAUGGAAUCUGGGAUUGAACCAAGCGUGGACCUAGAAACACUUGAUGAGCGAAUCAAGAUUCGGGAGAUGAUUCUGAAGGGUCAGAUCCAGGAAGCCAUUGCCCUGAUCAACAGCCUCCACCCAGAGCUCUUGGACACAAACCGAUAUCUUUAUUUCCACCUUCAGCAACAACACUUGAUUGAGCUUAUUCGUCAACGUGAGACAGAAGCAGCGUUGGAGUUUGCGCAGACACAACUGGCAGAGCAGGGCGAGGAAAGCAGAGAGUGCCUCACAGAAAUGGAGCGAACACUGGCCUUGCUGGCCUUCGAUAGCCCUGAGGAGUCACCUUUUGGAGACCUUCUCCACAUGAUGCAGAGGCAAAAGGUGUGGAGUGAAGUUAACCAGGCUGUUCUGGAUUAUGAAAAUCGGGAGUCUACACCCAAGCUGGCAAAAUUACUGAAACUGCUACUUUGGGCUCAGAAUGAGCUAGACCAGAAGAAAGUAAAAUAUCCCAAAAUGACAGACCUCAGCAAAGGUGUGAUUGAGGAGCCUAAGUAGAGCCUGUGCACGGACCCAGCACUGUCAACCAGCACAGGACUCAUUCCCUUCUGGCUGUGACUAGCUGAUUUGUCACUGCAGUAGAGAACUUUCCCCCUGUAAUUUUCUUUGGCCCUUAUUGUUUAAAAAGGGGAAAUGGCCUUUUUAAACCCUGGCAAACCCAUGAUGGAAGACGCUGCCUCUGCCAUGCCCUGCGUCCUGAGGGCUGCACGCUGCAGUUGACUAUCCCGAUGCUUCCGGUAUUGCUGGCUCUAGAAGAUGUGGCUCGCCACAUGUGUGCUGCAUUGCUAGGGAGUGUCAUUUCAGCUGAAGGCCUCACGCUCACAGCUUAGGAAAGCACUGAUGUUCUUUUGCUUUCUGCUAUGGUGCAGGCCGGCAGUGUUUAUUUUCCUAGGUCUUAUCGGGCCUUCACAUUUUUUUCCUUAACCCUCUUCUUUUCUUCCUUUUUCCUCCUCUUUUUGUUCCUUCAUAGGAAAGAAUAUAUAAAUUUGUAAAUCUUAAUUCAAAGAUAACUUGUGUGCGGGUAUUGAGUUUGAUUUAGUUCUGUACUUUUUGGUUUGGGCUGUGUGCCUUGUGGGAGGGCACGUGUGUGUGUGUGUGUAUGUGUGAGGGAUGAGGCUGUGUUUUCUUAAUUUUUUAAAUAUAUUUUUUGGUGCUGUA
Messenger RNA from Phodopus roborovskii (desert hamster), 1525 nucleotides. RefSeq names its product GID complex subunit 8 homolog (gene Gid8). The record is from RefSeq and is a predicted model, not a curated record. The coding region runs from base 179 to 865 and encodes 228 amino acids. Gene Ontology annotation, cellular component: nucleus; cytoplasm. Gene Ontology annotation, molecular function: protein binding. Gene Ontology annotation, biological process: positive regulation of canonical Wnt signaling pathway; proteasome-mediated ubiquitin-dependent protein catabolic process. NCBI's taxonomy places the organism in Eukaryota, Metazoa, Chordata, Mammalia, Rodentia, Cricetidae. The transcript is spliced from 5 exons.